AAAAAAAAAAAUCCAAGUCCCAAAGCCAAAAUUCCCUAAACCCUAGCUCAAAAAACUGCACAACCCUUUUCCCUUUUUUCCCACUACAAAUCAUCUUCCACUUCUUUCUUUGAGCUAUGACCUUUGAAGAGUCCUUAAGAUCCCUUUCUCUUGAUUACCUUAACCUUCUCAUCAAUGGCCAAGCCUUCAGUGAUGUCACCUUUAGCGUCGAGGGUCGCCUCGUUCACGCUCACCGUUGCAUCCUUGCUGCACGUAGUCUCUUCUUUCGGAAGUUCUUUUGUGGCUCUUCCGACUCGAACUCCUCUUUCGGGGGUGUUUUUGAUUCUCGGUCCCCUUCGGGAUCGAAUGCCCGCGGUGGUGGUGGCGGCGGUGGUGGCGGUGGAGCUAACGCACCACCACUUCCAUCGCAGGGAGUGAUCCCGGUGAAUAGCGUAGGGUACGAGGUGUUUCUUCUCUUACUCCAGUUUUUGUAUAGCGGUCAAGUUUCGAUUUUGCCGCAAAAGCACGAGCCCCGACCGAAUUGCGGUGAAAGAGGGUGUUGGCAUACACAUUGCUCCUCCGCCGUCGAUCUGGCUCUCGAAACUCUCGCUGCGGCUAGAUCUUUUGGGGUUGAACAACUCGCAUUGCUCACUCAGAAGCAACUUGUAAGCAUGGUAGAGAAAGCUUCAAUUGAAGAUGUAAUGAAAGUUCUAAUUGCUUCAAGAAAACAAGACAUGCAUCAGCUAUGGACUACUUGUUCCCAUUUGGUGGCAAAAUCUGGUCUCCCAACAGAAGUUCUAGCAAAGCACAUUCCCCUCGACGUCGUCGCCAAAAUUGAGGAGCUUCGGCUCAAAUCCUCCCUCGCUCGUCGAUCGUCAUUAAUGCCUCACCACCACCACCACCAUCACCAUCUCCAGCUUAGUGCGGGGCCUGACCUGGAAGAGCAGAAGAUUCGUCGAAUGCGAAGAGCAUUGGACUCCUCCGACGUCGAACUUGUCAAGCUAAUGGUCAUGGGGGAGGGCCUAAAUCUCGACGAAGCAUUGGCAUUGCAUUACGCCGUUGAGAAUUGCACCCGAGAAGUUGUCAAAGCCCUACUUGAGCUCGGAGCUGCCGACGUCAACUAUCCGGCCGGACCUGCUGGGAAAACACCUUUGCACAUUGCAUCUGAGAUGGUCUCGGCAGACAUGGUAGCCGUCCUUCUCGACCACCAUGCCGAUCCGACCAUCAGAACAGUUGACGGGGUGACACCACUCGACAUUCUCAGAACCCUAACUUCAGAUUUCCUCUUCAAAGGAGCGGUCCCAGGGAUGACACACAUAGAACCAAACAAGUUGAGGCUUUGUUUGGAGCUAGUUCAAUCAGCAGCACUAGUUAUAUCAAGAGAGCAAGGGAAUAAUAACAACAAUAACAACAAUGGAAAUAAUGCAUCAUCUUCUACUCCAAUUUAUCCACCAAUGAGUGAAGAUCAUAGCAGCAGCAGCAAUGGAAGCAAUUUGAAUCUUGAUACAAGAUUGGUUUAUCUUAAUCUUGGAGCUAAUUCUGGUUCAGCUCAAAUGGGAGCUGAAGGAGCUGAUCAUCAUAGACAUGGAGGAAAUGACCCAACAAUGUACCAUCAUUCCCAUGAUUUCUAAACUCU
Molecule: messenger RNA, 1615 nt
Organism: Benincasa hispida (wax gourd)
Lineage: Eukaryota; Viridiplantae; Streptophyta; Magnoliopsida; Cucurbitales; Cucurbitaceae
Product: BTB/POZ domain and ankyrin repeat-containing protein NBCL-like
Biological process (GO): induced systemic resistance, jasmonic acid mediated signaling pathway; regulation of DNA-templated transcription; plant organ development
Cellular component (GO): nucleus
Molecular function (GO): protein binding; transcription cis-regulatory region binding
Source: RefSeq, a predicted model, not a curated record